Molecule: messenger RNA, 873 nt
Organism: Dictyostelium discoideum AX4
Lineage: Eukaryota; Evosea; Eumycetozoa; Dictyosteliales; Dictyosteliaceae
Product: short-chain dehydrogenase/reductase family protein
Exons: 2
Coding region: 1-873 (290 amino acids)
Source: RefSeq, a predicted model, not a curated record
AUGGAACCAAUCUUUAAAUCAGAAGAUAGAAUUUGGUAUGUGACUGGUACUAGCUCAGGUUUAGGUUUAAAUUUAGUUACACAAUUAGCAAAGAAACCAAAUACUAAAGUUGUUGCAAUUACUCGUAAUCCAGCAGAAACAAAAAGUAGAAUUGAUCCAGAAUUAUUAGAAAAUGUUUUUAUAAUUAAAGCUGACGUUACAAAUGAAGAAAGUGUAAAAGAAAGUAUUAAACAGACAAUGGAAAAAUUCGGAAGAAUUGAUUGUGUUGUUAAUAAUGCCGGUUUUGGUAUUGCUGGUGCUGUUGAAGAAAUUUCAAAUGAAGAAAUGAGAAAAAUCUUUGAUGUCAACUUUUUUGGUCUUUUAAAUGUAAUUCGUAAUGUUAAUCCAAUCUUGAGAGAACAAAGAUCAGGUUUUAUCUUCAAUAUUUCAUCAGUUGCUGGUUGGUUAGGACUUGGUGAAUUAAGUGCUUAUUGUUCUUCAAAAUUUGCUGUCACUGGUUUAACAAUUUCUUUAGAACAAGAAAUGGCUCAAUUCGGUGUAAAAGUUGUAUUAGUAUCACCAAGCGGUUUCAAAUCAAGUUUUGUUGAUACUGGUAUGAGUCUUCCAAAGAAUAGAAUCGAUGUAUAUAAAACUGAUGAUCGUUGUGUAUGGUUAGAUGAUAUUGUGAAUAAUGCACGUGGUAAUCCAGAUAAAUUCUCUGAAGUCGUAAUUAACAUUUCUGAAUCUGAAAACCCACCUAAAAACAUAUUUUUAGGAACUCAUGCAAUGCAAUUCAUGAGAGGUUGGUUCGCAGCUCAAACUGCUGAAUUGGAAAAGAAUCUUCCAAUUACAAUUGGAACCGAUUAUGAAAAUGCUCCAAAAAUUGAAUAUUAA